This is a messenger RNA of Gopherus evgoodei (Goodes thornscrub tortoise), 2176 nucleotides long. Its product is annotated as tripartite motif-containing 13-like. The coding region runs from base 384 to 1706 and encodes 440 amino acids. The record is from RefSeq and is a predicted model, not a curated record. Lineage: Eukaryota; Metazoa; Chordata; Testudines; Testudinidae. Gene Ontology annotation, molecular function: zinc ion binding. The transcript is spliced from 10 exons.
GAUUUUUCAGCACGUGCUUUUAAAUGUCUGCUUUGAGUCCUCACAUCCUGUCAGCCCUGAUAGUCAUUUUAAGGAAGUGUCAGCGGGAGAAAGAGGGAGCUGAAAAGUUCCAAAGCUGCAGAUACCACCGAAGCAGCCAGCACAAAGAAAAUAGCAAAUAUGUUUGUUUGUGGGAGGAGGAUCCAGAGAACAGACAGCUCAGAGGGUGGAUGUCUUUGGUUAGCCUAUAAGGUGGAGAGAGGAGGUCCUUACAGACUUUGGUAUGGUUUUGCUGUUGUCUUUCUGUCUGCCUGACUCUGCAGUUGGCACUAAACCCAGCAGCUUCCUGUUUAGUUUAGUUUCAUUUCUCACAGACUGGCUAGGAGGGUGUUGUUUCUGAAGCCAUGGCAGAGGCAGAGGAAGAAUUCAGAGCAGCUGCUGACCUGGAAGAUGAGCUCAGCUGCCCUAUCUGUCUGUGCUUCUACAGGAACCCUGUCUCCCUGAGCUGCCAUCACAGCUUCUGCAAGGAGUGCAUCCAGAAAGCACUGGCUGCCCAGCAGCAAGCCAAGGCCACCUACUCCUGUCCUAUGUGCAAGAUCCAGCUGGGGCCCUUUCUGGAGCUGCAUAAGAACUUCCAGCUCUGCAGCAUCGUGGAGAAGUUCCAGACGGCUUCUUCAAAGGGAAAGCAGGGCAAAGAGAAGGCCUCUCCACAAGGGAAGGAGAUAAUCCCCUGUGAUUUCUGCUUGGAGCAGCCUCACACAGCAGUGAAAACCUGUCUGACCUGUGAGGUAUCUCUGUGUCAGGCCCACCUGAGCAAACACAAUGCCAAGGCUGCACAGAAGGAUCAUGUCCUGGUGGAACCCAGUGACAACAGCUCCCUGCAGGAGAGGAAGUGUGGCGAGCAUGGCAAGCUGCUAGAGUGUUACUGUGAAGAUGACCUGAUCUUCGUCUGUGUGAUGUGCUCUAUCGCAGGCUCCCACAAGGGCCACAGGAUCAUCACCCUGAAGGCGGAGUAUGACAAGGAGCUGGUUGUUUUCUCUGACACUAUGGAACUGAUGCAGAAAAACAAAAGUGCUAUGAAUAAAACCUUGGGGGAGCUUCAGAAGAGUGAGAAUCAGCUCCAGCUCAAUAAGAAAACUUUGGAUGCUCAGCUAUCAAACCUCUUCAAAGAGAUCAAGGCAGAGGUGGAUCAGAAGGAGAAGCAGAUCCUGGCUGACAUACAAUCCAGUGCGAAAAAGCAGCUGUCAGACAUUGCCACACUGAAGAAGGAAACAGAAAAGAAGAGAGAUGAGGCUGCGAAGGAUCUUCAGGACCUGCAGAUGCUGAGGGCGCAAACAGACCCUUUCCAGUUCCUCAGAGAAUUUAAACUGGCACAAGACAGGAUUAAUAAUCAGGAUUUCAGCACUGACAGCAUGGAAGUAUUAGCACUGCAGCUGGAUCAGGCAACAAUUGCAGCUGCUAGAAGCUGGACACAGCAGUAUAUCUCAAACCUAGAUUCACUGAUGCAAGCAGUGCACAGUCAAUUCAUUAACCAAACACGGAGGAACAGAGCAGCUCCAGACUUCAGAGAUCAUUUCCAUUAUCAAGUUGCUACUAAUCCAGUGCCCAAACAGUGCAGCUGGUUGGAAAAUAGUAAUCCAUACCAUAUUUUCUUCAAACAACAACAACAACAACAACAACCACCACCGAUGUUUGGUUUUGGAAAUCUCCAUUUUUCACGGAAAUAGACUGGGAACACAAGGCAAUGAAUGCAGAACAUACAACGAAAGGAAAGGAUGUGGUGUCUGAAAUAGUGGUUCCCAGCAAGGCCCAUGAUUCCCAGAAGCAAUAAAGAGACAUGGAAAAAGAUGGGGAAACUGAGACCAAAGAGAUUAAGUUCAACAUUUUCAAAAUUAUCUGUUAAUUCUGGGUACUUUUCAAGUGUCCCUGCCAAAAAAACUUCCUGCAGCAAAUAAAAAAAUAGAAUACGAAUGCAAAGAAUUAAACAUGAAUGCAGUAAAAAAGCCCAUGUGGCUUGUCCUUUUCCCUUUCUCACCAACACGUGGAACUGCUUGUUUCAGAGUAUUUACCAACCAAGCUAUAGUCGUGUCACCAGUGAUAAGUCUGACUAAAUAGUGGCUGUAUGUGUGUAAGCUUUUGACUUCUGUUCAAUGUGUUUUGGUGUAAUCAAAUAAAUGAUUACAAACAUGUAAAGUCA